Panthera uncia (snow leopard) is the source of this 2579-nucleotide messenger RNA. RefSeq names its product 3-hydroxyisobutyrate dehydrogenase (gene HIBADH). The transcript is spliced from 8 exons. Gene Ontology annotation, biological process: L-valine catabolic process. Lineage: Eukaryota; Metazoa; Chordata; Mammalia; Carnivora; Felidae. The record is from RefSeq and is a predicted model, not a curated record. Gene Ontology annotation, cellular component: mitochondrion. The coding region runs from base 850 to 1755 and encodes 301 amino acids. Gene Ontology annotation, molecular function: NAD binding; 3-hydroxyisobutyrate dehydrogenase activity; NADP binding.
UGCACCCUGGCAGGCGAACCUUUGGCAUCGGGGCUUGAUUUUUGUUUAACCACCUUAAUCGCGUAGGAUGGUCUUACACAAGUGGUUGUGUUUACAAACCAGGUGACAAGUCCAGUAAAGUUUUAAGUCACUUUUGAUUAGCAAGGCGGGCCGCCCCUGCCGCCCUUUCUUUGCACUGCUGUCAAAUUAUUAACCAAGACACUUUCAGCGUCCUCAAAAUUGUGGCCUGAAGCUAUUCUGUUCCUUCCCCCGCAUACCAUUUUAAGUUAUGACAGCUAAUCAUCGGCUUAGGAAGAGGCAGGUUUUAGAUCCUCAGAGAUCUAAUCUUUUGUCAGUUUUCUGGUGAAGAGCUGGAAUGAAUUAGGGCAUCGCAGCAGGAUUUAGAAAGUAGUUCUUGAUUCUUCUUCAUUCUUCCUCAUUCCUGCAUUUCUACUACACAGUUCUACUAAUUGAAAAAUUGGUUGAUUUGUGGGGAUACUGCCAUUGUAAUAGUGGCAGUAAUAGUUCUUUCAAUUCCUGCUUUCGGUAAGAGUUUGAGAGUUUUAACAAUGCAUUGUUGAGCAGUUUCAUACCCAGGAUUUUUUUUUUUUUUUUAAAGCCUUGGUAUUAAUUUUUUCUGAUCACUUAAAACUGUAGCAGGCUGGGAACUUAGUUCUUAAUAGCUCCCCUUCCUCCCGCUGGGUAAAACCUAAGAACAGUGAAUUUCCUAUCUGGCUUGAGACAGGCAGGCUCCAUGUGAUUCAAGAGAACAGAUGUCUGAUACAGAAUCACCGUAACAAGAUACAAACUCACAGAAUCUGCUAAACUUGAGUGGAACCACUGUUUGAGCUAACAUUGUGUUCUAGGUCAAUGGCAUCUAAGACUCCAGUUGGAUUCAUUGGACUGGGCAACAUGGGGAAUCCAAUGGCAAAAAAUCUCAUGAAACAUGGCUAUCCACUCAUUAUUUAUGAUGUGUUCCCUGAUGCAUGCAAAGAGUUUCAAGAUGCAGGUGAACAGGUAGUGUCUUGCCCAGCAGAUGUAGCUGAAAAAGCUGACAGAAUUAUUACGAUGUUGCCCACCAGUAUCAAUGCAAUAGAAGCUUAUUCAGGAGCAAAUGGAAUUCUCAAAAAAGUGAAGAAGGGCUCACUAUUAAUAGACUCCAGUACUAUUGAUCCUGCAGUUUCAAAAGAAUUGGCCAAAGAAGUUGAGAAAAUGGGAGCAGUUUUCAUGGAUGCCCCUGUUUCUGGUGGUGUGGGAGCUGCUCGGUCUAGGAACCUCACAUUUAUGGUGGGAGGAGUCGAAGAUGAAUUUGCUGCUGCCCAGGAGUUGCUGGGGUGCAUGGGCUCCAAUGUGGUGUAUUGUGGAGCUGUUGGGACCGGGCAGGCUGCAAAGAUCUGCAACAACAUGCUGUUAGCCAUUAGUAUGAUUGGGACUGCUGAAGCUAUGAAUCUUGGAAUCAGGUUAGGGCUUGACCCAAAACUAUUGGCUAAAAUCCUAAACAUGAGCUCAGGACGGUGUUGGUCAAGUGACACUUACAAUCCUGUACCCGGGGUGAUGGAUGGAGUGCCGUCGGCUAAUAACUAUCAGGGUGGAUUUGGAGCAACACUCAUGGCCAAGGAUCUGGGGCUGGCACAAGACUCCGCCACCAACACAAAGAGCCCGAUCCUUCUGGGCAGCCUAGCCCAUCAGAUCUACAGGAUGAUGUGCGCAAAGGGUUACUCAAAGAAAGACUUCUCGUCCGUCUUCCAGUUUCUCCGAGAAGAGGAGACCUUCUGAGUUUGCCCUUUGGCCGUGGACACUGUUGGAAACCGACCUCCGUCUUGGAGCCUCCUUAUAGCUCACUCCACAAGUGAAUGGGCUUAAUCAAAGGUCACCUGUCUGCUUUUGACUGUCUAGGUCCCAGUAAACCUUAGGAUUUUUCACCCAUUUUUAACUGCUUAUUUUUUUUAUCUAUUUAGCAAACCUGUGUUCUCUCCAUUUUUUUUUUUUUUCCCUGUAAGCCACUGAUGGUCUCUGCUAACUAGCUGAUUGACCUUUUUCAAAAGUUUGACUCCUGAGCAUCUUCAACUAAAUCGUUGCAUACUUCAAUCAGGAUAGUAUUUAUCCCACUUUACAAAUAAAACCAAAUAUUGUCAACAGGAUGAAACCUAUCUUAAAGAAAUUGGUGUGGGGAAAGGAGUUAGAAAAAGGGGAAGCAUAGUGAAUUAUUACCUGUGUCCCUCGGGAAGUUUGUCCUGUUAACCAAGUGGUGGUAUUCUUGCGUUGCUGAGGUUACUGAUUUAUUUUCCAGGGAGUCGGUAAAGCUAACUGAACUCCCUGCUGCAUGUUUGUAAGUUGGACUCUGUUACAUUAUCUUACUGUGUAUCCUUCUUGUUACAACUCCCAAUACUCAGCAAACUUGUUUUUUAUAUUUUUGCUUCCUUUUACAUUCUUACUACAUAUUUUUUGACUUUAAAAGAAUGACAUCUUUAGAACUGUUUCAGAGCCAAUGAUGAUAUUUGCUUUAGAUAAUUAUUACAUUAUUCUAAAUAUAACCAUAUUAUUUUGAAAUCAAAUAAAUUUCUAUGCUGAUAAUACUUUCUUGGAGUUUUCGUGUCUCU